ACAGCCCAUUCAGAAUCGCCGAGACACGUUUUGCGGUGCUGCUGUCUUUGCAAGUUGCUUUACAGUUCAUCUAGCUCAUCCCAUUUGGUCUUCACUCUAAUUCUCCGGGAAAGCAGGAAGGCUUAUUUCCGCCUUACAGAGGAGGACUGGGAGGUUCACGGGGGCUAAGUUCACACAGCAAGCUCCAGAAGCCCGCCCCCUUUCCACCCCACGGAGCUUCAUCCUUUCGCCUGCAACACCUACGUGGGGACCCCAGGAGCUGGAUUUCAGAAACUCCCAGAGUGGCCGUCGGGACCCUGUCACAAGAACAAUGCUGCCCCGAUGGGAACUGUGUUUUUACCUAUUUGCUUCCCUAGGCUUCCACUUCUAUUCUUUCUAUGAAGUUUUCAAAGUCUCUAGAGAACAUGAAGAGGAACUGGACCAAGAAUUUGACCUGGAGACUGACUCUUUAUUCGGAGGAUUAAAGAAGGACCCAACUGACUUUGAGUGGAGCUUCUGGAUGGAGUGGGGGAAGCAGCGGCUGGCAUGGCUUCUCCUUGGCCACGUGGGUGUGUCUCAGGUAGCCAACCUGCUCGCAAGGAAGCACAGACCCUGGAUCCUUGCAGCCUACGGGAUGUGGGCCUGCCAUUGCGCGCUGGGGACCCGAGGCACGGCCAUGGUUCUUCUUCACACCACCAUCUCCUUCUGCGUAGCCCAGUUCCGGUCGCUGGCCCUGUCCUGGCUCUGUUCUCUCUUCCUCCUCUCGACACUGAGGCUGCAAGACGUGGAGGAAGUGAAGCGAGGCUGGUAUGAGACGGAGAACGAGUACUACUUGCUGCAGUUCACGCUGACGGUCCGCUGCCUGUACUACACCAGCUUCAGCCUCGAGUUGUGCUGGCAGCAGCUGCCUGCCGAGCGCGCCUUCUACUCCUUCCCCUGGAUGGUGGCCUACGUCUUCUACUACCCCGUCUUCCACAACGGGCCCAUCCUCAGCUUCCCGGAGUUCCUCACGCAGAUGCAGCCGCGGGAGCAGGGCUCGCUGAAGGACAGCUUUUCCAUCCUUGUCCGGGGGCUGGGCCGCCUCCUCUUCUACUGGUGGCUGGUGGAGCUGAUGGUUCAUCUCAUGUACACGCAUGCCAUCUGCAGCAGCGCCCCCCUCCUGAGCGCCGUCUCGUGCUGGACCUUGGGAGGCCUGGCGUUGGCCCAAGUGCUCUUUUUCUAUGUGAAGUACUUGGUGCUCUUCGGCGUCCCCGCUCUGCUCAUGCGCCUGGACGGACUGUCGCCGCCGCCCCUUCCUCGCUGCGUGAGCACCAUGUUCAGUUUCACGGGGAUGUGGAGGUAUUUUGAUGUUGGACUGCAUGAUUUCCUGGUUAGGUAUGUGUACAUUCCAGUGGGCGGGUCCCAGCACGGCCUGCUGGGGACACUGUUUUCCACUGCAGUGACCUUUGCGUUUGUGAGCUACUGGCACGGUGGGAAUGACUACCUCUGGUGCUGGGCAGCACUCAACUGGCUGGGGGUCACCGUGGAGAGCGGAGUCCGGAGGCUCGUGCAGAAACCGUCCGUCCAGGACAGCUUGGCUCAGGUCCUCUCCCCGCAAGCUCGCCGCCGCUUCCACGCCGCCCUUGCAUCUUGUUCCACGUCCAUGCUGAUCCUGUCCAACCUGGUGUUUCUCGGGGGCAAUCAAGUUGGGAAAAUCUACUGGAAUAGGAUCUUCAUUCAAGGCUGGCCGUGGGUGACCCUCUCUGUCCUGGGAUUCCUGUACUGCUAUUCCCACGUGGGCAUUGCCUGGGCCCAGACGUACGCUGUAGAUUAAUGCCGCCAGGUCAGGCCAGCCCUUGUUGCUGGCUUCCAAGGCAAAUGGUGCUCCACCCUGACCUUGAACUCCAAGGUAACCUCCAGGGGACCAGUGCUUGAUCUGUUCAUCUUUUGUUGAAGUUACCUCACUCCAAGUCGGGGAGCUUGAGCUCUCAUAACUUUGGGAACUUGGAGCCCCUCCUCCCCGGCCCCAUCACCUUCCUGCUGAGUAAGCUGGGGUCCAAAGCAGCAAAAGGUCUUGCCUAGCUACACAUGGUGACACUGUAGUCCAGGCCCCAGUCCCAAGGGCCCUCCAGGUUCUUGCUCCUUUACCAAGAAGUCGAUGCAAUAAACAUUUCUUGAUUGAGGCACAGAAAUCCUGAUUAGUGAUGGCCCUGUCCUCCAUGGGGUGGUAAACAUGUUGGGUUGGUGACGUUGAAGUGACCCCUUCCCUCUGACCUGCAGCAUGGUUUCUAGAACCAGCACUGGGUUCAGCUUCACAUUUUAGCUCCUCAGCAGGGAGGUGACAAAGCCACAGCUGUGUUUCUAAUUAUCCCGACCCAGAAGGCAGCAUAUGUUCUGUGGGUGGCACUGCAAAGAGUUGGGACCCACGGGAGCUGUUAUUGGAGCUUCUUCAGCAGCAUCUACGUUUGCUUGCCUGUUCCCUAGAUUUUUCAGAGAAGAAUAAACAUGGCAGUUCUUCCACCUGACAGUUAAUUGUUUCCCAGCAAAGAAGCAAAAUUUAAAAACAAAACCAAAAACACCCAGGGAAUUAGUGGAUCGCGGACAGUGUUACGAGGUGAAGCAGUGUGGGAAGAGGAGCAGGAUGCCUUCCUGUGGCCCCAACUGUCCUCUUCCCACCGAGUGUCGUGCACUCUCUGGUUUGCACUGUUCUGUUUCGUUCCGAAUAAAAUGGAGGCUGUUUUUCACACAGA
Phacochoerus africanus (Common warthog) is the source of this 2708-nucleotide messenger RNA. It is a transcript of the gene HHAT, whose product is annotated as hedgehog acyltransferase. The transcript is spliced from 12 exons. Gene Ontology annotation, biological process: protein palmitoylation. Gene Ontology annotation, molecular function: palmitoyltransferase activity. Bases 311 to 1792 code for a protein of 493 amino acids. The record is from RefSeq and is a predicted model, not a curated record. Gene Ontology annotation, cellular component: endoplasmic reticulum. Lineage: Eukaryota; Metazoa; Chordata; Mammalia; Artiodactyla; Suidae.